AUGCAAGUCAUACGCCUAGCGCAAUGGGAAUGUGGGGAUUUAGCUGCUUUACUUCGAGAGGCCCGUACAAUUCAAGAUAGAUUACGCUCGUCGACACCGAAUAGCCUUAGCAAGGAACGUCUGGCAAAAACCAUUGCAAAACUCGUGUUCGAAGGGAAGAUUAAUGCUGCAUUAAAACUCCUCGAGCAGAACAGUAGGGGCAUUUUGCCACUAUCCCAAAGCACAAUAAAUGAGUUAACACGAAAACACCCAGACGCCACUGAAGCAGAAGCAUCUGUACUGAUAAAUGGUCCAAUACCUUUUGUUGACCCUGUUAUGUUUCAAAACAUAACAGAAUCUACUAUCAUGAAUGCUGCACUAAAAACAAAAGGGUCAAGUGGACCUUCGGGUAUAGAUGCGGAUGGUUGGAAGAGGAUACUCGUGUCAAAGAACUUUGCAACUGUUGGCCGAGAUCUCAGGUGUGCAAUUGCCACCUUUGCACAAAAAGUCAGCACGAUAGAAAUUGAAGCUACAAUGGAAAAUGACAGAAGGUGUACUAAUCUGGAAGCCUAUUUAGCUUGUCGAUUGAUUCCUUUAGACAAGAACCCAGGAAUCAGACCUAUAGGGAUUGGAGAAGUGCUACGGAGGAUUGUGGGAAAGGCUAUUCUAUCAGUCAUAAAGCCGGACAUCAUCAGCUCAGCAGGAAAUCUACAACUGUGUGCAGGCCAGGCAAGCAGAUGUGAAGCUGCUGUACACGCAAUAAGAGAUAUCUUUGAAGCCCAGUCUACUGAUGCAGUGCUUCUUGUAGAUGCAGAUAACGCCUUCAACUCUCUCAACCGUGCUGUCCUACUUCAUAAUAUACGUUAUUUAUGCCCCCCAAUGGCUACAUACAUAAGGAACUGUUAUAAUACACCAUCUCGCUUGUUUGUUCUUGGUGGUACGGAGCUCUUGUCAUCAGAGAGAACCACGCAAGGGGAUCCCCUUGCAAUGCCAGUGUAUGCAAUAGGAAUUAUUCCUCUACUACAAGUCAUCAAACCGGAUAAUGACAGUGUGAAACAUGUCGCAUUUGCAGAUGAUUUGAGUGGCGCAGGCAAUCUAGCCCCUCUUCGAACAUGGUGGGAUAAUUUGGUAACAGUUGGACCUAAAUUGGGAUACUACCCCAAGGCGUCUAAAUCUUGGUUGGUGGUAAAACCCGAAGUAGAAGAUGAAGCGCAUCUAAUUUUCGCUGGGACGGACAUCAAGAUAACAACUGAAGGAAGACAGUGCCUUGGCGGAUUUGUCGGUAGUGAAGCUGGUCAGUCCGAAUACAUUGAUGGGCUAGUGGACUCUUGGUGUAAUCAAUUGAUACUUCUGUCCAAAAUAGCAAGAUCUGAGCCGCAUGCUGCUUAUGCUGCAUUUACUAGUGGUUUUAAGCACAAACUGACCUACUACAUCAGAACAAUUCCAAACAUCAAGCAACAACUAACUAAAGUAGAUGAAGUGAUAGACAACACAUUAAUUCCAGCAAUUACAGAAGGCCAUAUCUGCACUGUUGAAGAACGACUCUUGCUGUCUUUACCAGUAAAGAAAGGAGGUCUAGCAGUACCUAUGUUUACCAACAUCGCUGACUUUGAGUAUUUAAAUUCUCGUUACUAA
Molecule: messenger RNA, 1614 nt
Organism: Dendronephthya gigantea
Lineage: Eukaryota; Metazoa; Cnidaria; Anthozoa; Malacalcyonacea; Nephtheidae
Exons: 1
Coding region: 1-1614 (537 amino acids)
Source: RefSeq, a predicted model, not a curated record